GGACCGCCGGCCCCUCCUGGGCGCGGCGCGCACAGCGGGGCCGGCGGAGGAGCCGGGGGUUUGGGGGGCUCCCGGCCUGACGCGCCGCCUCUCGGCUCUGCCCGCAGGUCCCGGGCCCUCAGCCCUUGCCCCGCCGCCGCCUGCCCCGGGCCCCGGAGCGCGGUGGAGGAGCCCCCCAAGGAGCCGGGGGCCCGCGCCCCGCGCCCCCCAGACAUGGUGGGCCACCUGCAUCUGCAGGGCAUGGAGGAGAGCCUCAAGGAGAAGAGCCGGGAGGGCUUGCUGGACAGCCCCGACUCCGGGCUGCCCCCCAGCCCCAGCCCCAGCCCGCCCUUCUACUCCCAGGCGCCUGGCAUCCUCGACGCCCGCGCCGGGGGCGCCGGCGCCUCCUCGGAGCCCACGGGACCCGGCGAGGUCAGAGCGCCCCCUGCCCUCCCCCCAAGUGCCCCGGCUCGAGAGAUGAGGCCCCGGAUGCUGCCUGUGUUCUUUGGGGAGAGCAUCGAAGUGAACCCUGAACCCACACACGAGAUCCGCUGCAACUCGGAGGUCAAGUACGCCUCAGAGAAGCACUUCCGGGACAAGGUCUUCUAUGCUCCGGUGCCCACGGUCACCGCCUACAGCGAGACGAUCGUGGCAGCGCCCAACUGCACUUGGCGCAGCUACCGCAGCCAGCUGACCCUGGAGCCCCGGCCCCGCGCGCUGCACUUCCGCAGCACCACCAUCAUCUUCCCCAAGCACGCCAGCAGCUCCUUCCGCACCACCCUGCACCUCAGCCUGGGCCGGCCCCGCCGCUGGUUCACGGCCAGCGUGCAGCUGCAGCUGUGCCAGUGCCCUGGACCCGGCCUCCUGGGCCCCGCCGCGCUCUGAUGGGUGGCCAGCCCCGCUGCCGGAGGACGGACUCUGCAAUCACGAUCGGUGGGCCGGAAGCUGGGGCUGGAGGGAGGUGGGAGGCCUGGCCGACUGCCUGGCCCGCUCCCCCGGCUGCAUCCUGUCUGGUCUGCAUGGCCAACUAAUCAACACAACUAUCUUAUUAGCACCUACACAGCAUGAGGCAGCGGGGGCCUGGCUGCUGGCCCACGAGGAGCACCUGGUGGGUAGGAAGUGGCUGCCCCGAUGGGCAGGGAGAGAAGGAGACAUGGGCAGGGAGAGAAGGAGACGUGUGUCCUUGGCUGCCCCUGAAGCGGGGGACACCCUGAGUGCUGGCAGGAGGGAGGCGUCCCAGCCUUGGCUGGAGGUGGGUGCUCUUUAGCACCUGGGCCCCCCACCCCGCUGCCCCAGCUCCCAGGCUGCAUGUGAGGGCAGAGGGGUGUCAUCCAGGCACCACCACAUGCUCCUGGAGAGGGCUGUUUCCGGAGCUGGACUUUGAACUGUGUGCAGCUGAACACCCAGAGCCGUGGCCUGGCAGCCUCUGUCGGACAGUGGACACUGAUGCUGCGGCUAAUGUUGGAAGCGUGGGGAGCAGCCUGGGAUGGACCAGCCUGAGCUGCCCAGGGCCUGAGCCCCAGUGUGAGGGAUGGAGGGCAGAGCUGUCUGCACUGAGGCCUUUGAGCAUUGUGUCCAGAGCCUCAUUUUGGGGCCUCCCGCUAAUCCCUGUUCGCCAGAGCCCUCAAGCCAGGUGCCCAGGGAGGCAUGGAAGGGCUCAGAAAUGACCACAGCCCCUAUGCCAAGAUCCCCGGCAGCUGACAGCUUAAAGCGAUUCUGUGGGGCAGGGCGGGGGGGUGGUCAGCCACCCUCACUCAGGCCUCCUGCCCCUCCUGUGAUGACUCUUCCAGGACCAGUGCUGCUGGGCGCCCCUUACACAUGCAGGUCGGGAGAGGGAGAGGAUAAGCCAGGAUGCUCGGGGCUGCCCAGGACGAAUGCCCCAGAAGACCCUGAUGUGGCCAAGGAGCUGCUGUCAGAGCUGAAUGGAUCCAGUGGAUGGGGCCGCCCCCGCCACUCCCCAGGCCGCCCCCUGCAAUGUGGAGCAGAGGCUGGGGCUUUAGCUUCCUCGUCGGGGGCCGAGGGGUGACUCGAAGCUCACGUUCAGGGGAGGCAAAGUGACUGAUAUAUUUUACGUAUCUACGCAGACUGUGCUUGUUCUCUCCACAGAGAUGCUUUCUGAUUAACAAAGAAAUAACUUAAGAAUCAACUGAUUAUCUUAAUAAAACAUGCAAACCCAAA
This is a messenger RNA of Phacochoerus africanus (Common warthog), 2157 nucleotides long. It is a transcript of the gene RFLNA, whose product is annotated as refilin A. NCBI's taxonomy places the organism in Eukaryota, Metazoa, Chordata, Mammalia, Artiodactyla, Suidae. The transcript has 3 exons. Gene Ontology annotation, molecular function: filamin binding. The coding region runs from base 214 to 864 and encodes 216 amino acids. Gene Ontology annotation, cellular component: actin filament bundle. Gene Ontology annotation, biological process: negative regulation of bone mineralization involved in bone maturation; actin filament bundle organization; skeletal system morphogenesis. The record is from RefSeq and is a predicted model, not a curated record.